GACCACUCUCUGUCUCUCCCUCCGCAGUCCGGCAGUUCGCCCUCGUCAUUCGUCUCUCACCGCCUCACUCCCUCGACUCACCGGCGACCGUACGGGACUCAGCGACUGCAACUCCACUCCCUCAAGGUGUUUCUGCAGUUUAUAAGGAGGGUGUGAAGAUGGAUGAGGACCAGGAGAUGGAAAGAUUUGGGAUGGAGAAUGAUUUUGAUGACGGUCAGUGGAUUGGUGGUGAGUUUUACUACCGUAACCGCAAGGAGAAGCGGACGCAGACCAAAGACGAUGUUCUCUAUGGCAUUUUUGCUUCUGGGGACAGUGACUCGGACUAUGAGGGAAAGGGGUUAGGUUCCUCCAGAAAGCGGAAGAAAGACCUUUCUAAGAAGCCAGACCUUACCAAGCCUGUUCACUUUGUCUCCACCGGGAGUGUAAUGCCCAACCAGGAAAUUGAUAGUGAUCUUAAGGAGGAUUUGAAAGAGAUGGAAGAGGAUGAUGAUGAUAGGCCGCCUGUUCUGGGGGCUGGAGCAUCAUCUUCUGGCCUUGGAUUUGGUUCAAAGACCACUCAUGGGGAUGGAGAGGGAGAUGUUGACAAUUUUCUUCCCUCUGCUUUUGGAAAGAAGAUCAAGGAAGGCGCACUGUUGAGACGGGAGAAGGAAAAGGAGAAGUCAGUGUUAGCCAAAAAAUCUUCUCAGGCUGAGAGGAAAGAACCAGUCGCGGGUGACGUUGGAUCCUUUGAGAAGCACACUAAGGGGAUUGGGAUGAAGUUGCUUGAAAAGAUGGGUUAUAAGGGAGGUGGCCUUGGGAAGAAUAAACAAGGUAUCACAGCUCCUAUUGAAGCAAAGUUGCGACCCAAGAACAUGGGAAUGGGUUUCAAUGACUACAAAGAGACUAAGGUGCCAGCACUUCAAGAAUCAGAAGCAAAGUCUACCCCUCUUCCUGCUCAGCCAUUGGAAAGCCACAAAAGAGAGAAGCCCUGGCUGAAGCAAGCUUCAAAAAAGAAGCUUUACAUAACAGCAGACGAAUUGCUGGCCAGGAAGCAAGAGCAGAGUCUUGAUGUUGUUCAAAAGGUGUUUGAUAUGAGGGGUCCACAAGUUCGGGUAUUGACAAACCUGGAGAACUUAAAUGCUGAAGAAAAAGCAAGGGAAAAUGAUAUUCCUAUGCCUGAAUUUCAGCACAAUGUCAAUUUGAUUGUUGAUUUAGCAGAGCUUGACAUACAAAAAAUUGAUCGGGAUUUGAGAAAUGAAAGGGAGACAGCGGUUGCUUUGCAGAAAGAGAAGGAGAAACUCCAAGCUGAGGCAGUUCACCAGAAAAAACAGCUUGAAAAUAUGGAAAACAUUAUGAAUGAAUUGGACCGGAUAGGUGGAGAGAGUAAAGAGGGUACAUUGACUCUUGACUCACUUGCAAACUCAUUUCUAGAUUUGCAACAACGUUAUGCUGAUGAUUAUAAACUUUGUAAUUUGUCAUCCAUAGCAUGUUCGUAUGCUCUGCCUCUGUUUAUUAGAGUAUUUCAGGGAUGGGACCCGCUUCAAAAUCCAACACAUGGGUUAGAGAUUGUUUCUUUGUGGAAGAAUCUAUUGGAAGACAACUCUUUUGGUUUCUCUGAUAUGGCAUCUCCUUAUUGUCAGCUGUUUAUGGAAGUAGUUUUUCCUGCUAUAAGAAUAUCUGGGACCAACACUUGGCAGGCUAGGGAUCCAGAACCCAUGCUUCGAUUUUUGGAUUCCUGGGAGAAGCUGUUGCCUCCUGCAGUCCUUCACACCAUUCUGGAUAACAUUAUUUUGCCAAAAUUAUCAGCUGCUGUGGAUUCGUGGGAUCCCCGUCGAGAGACGAUUCCAAUCCAUUCUUGGAUUCAUCCUUGGCUGCCCUUGUUGGGACAGAAGCUGGAAACAUGCUAUCACACUAUACGUUGCAGAUUGGAAAGUGUACUUCAUGCUUGGCACCCAAGUGAUAUGUCUGCAUACUACAUAUUGUCACCUUGGAAGACUGUGUUUGAUCCAAGCAGUUGGGAAAAGCUGAUGGUAAGAUUUAUUGUCCCAAAGUUGCUGGCUGUCAUGCAUGAAUUCCAAUUAAACCCAUCAAAUCAAAACCUUGAUCAGUUUUACUGGGUCCAGACAUGGGCUACUGCUAUUCCCAUUCAUCACAUGCUUCCACUUAUGGACAUCUUCUUCAACAAGUGGCAAGAAGUUUUAUACCAUUGGUUGUGUUCAAAUCCAAACUUUGAAGAAGUUACUAAAUGGUAUUUAGGUUGGAAGGAACUUUUCCCACCCGAACUUCUUGCAAAUGAUCAUAUCCGCUAUAGGCUUAAUGUUGGUCUGGAUAUGAUGAACCAGGCUGCUGAAGGCAUGGAGGUAGUCCAGCCAGGUUUGAGAGAGAAUAUAAGUUAUCUCAGAGCACUUGAACAGAGGCAGUUUGAGACCCAGAAGAAGGCGGCAGCCCAAGCUCAAGCAAACUUGAGUGGUGGGCUACAAGGAGAUGGUAAAGACGGUGGAUCAGAGCUCAGCUUGAAAGAAGUAAUAGAAGUUCAUGCGCAGCAGAAUGGUUUGCUAUUCAAGCCAAAGCCAGGCAGGAUACAUGAUGGUCAUCAAAUAUAUGGCUUUGGUAGCAUAAGCAUAAUAAUAGACUCUCUGAAUCAGAAGGUAUUGGCACAAACCGAGGAUAAAUGGUCUUUCGUGUCUCUUGAGCAGCUUUUGGAGUUACACAAUCGAUAUAGUUUGAAGAGGCGAUGAUAAAGCAAGAAAUCUUCUGUUUGAUCCACAGAUUACACUUUGUAGACUCUUUUUCCAGACAAUAGACAUGCUUUUGUUAGCAGUGUUGAUCCAAGAGUCAUUCCCGUCUGAAACCACAGAAACUCCACUGCUGAAAUGAUAAUCCAAGAAAUGACAGAAUAUUGUUUAAUGGUGAUGGCAAUCUAACCGAAGACUUGUACCUUAAACGGGUAUGCUUUAUUUAUUCAUAUAUUGUCAAUGUUGGACGAUAGCCUAGACUCAUAAAUUUAUAAACAUUAGACACUCCAAAACGGGGCAUUGAACGAUCCAUUUGGUCCAAACAGGAGUUUUCAUGGAAAAAAUUAUCCAAGGUUGAGUUGAAAGAUAUUCAUUGUGUACCAUUGUUCAUCCCUUCUUCAUUGUACUAGUGACUGGAUAAUGUUCCAAAAAAAGGAUUAGUGUAUGAAUUGGAGAUACAAAGUGCUUAUUCUGCUGUAA
Molecule: messenger RNA, 3194 nt
Organism: Ipomoea nil (Japanese morning glory)
Lineage: Eukaryota; Viridiplantae; Streptophyta; Magnoliopsida; Solanales; Convolvulaceae
Product: septin and tuftelin-interacting protein 1 homolog 1-like
Exons: 4
Coding region: 159-2717 (852 amino acids)
Biological process (GO): spliceosomal complex disassembly
Cellular component (GO): U2-type post-mRNA release spliceosomal complex
Molecular function (GO): nucleic acid binding
Source: RefSeq, a predicted model, not a curated record